CCCCACAAGCUCGCCGCCCCGCCACGGAAGCCUCGUCGCCGGUCGCCCCGACCUCGAGAUCCGCCGCCGCCAUGGGAGCCGAGCACCGAGCUCCUCUGCGCCCCGCCCGCCAUGGGAGAUCUGAGGCCGGCCGGGAGGCGGGGAUGGGGCGCCGGUGGGCCCCUGGGAUCUGCGCGAUGGCGCUGCUCUGGCUCGCCGCGGCCGCAGCCGAAGAUCCCGAUCCCGACGAGCUCGAGCGCGCCGCGACAACAAUUCUUCUUCCUCAAAGCAUAUAUUUUCUCCAAGUGAUCAACAAAGUGUUUGGUCCAUUUGGAAGGUACUUGAUGCCUCUUGGUCAGAAGAUGAUGGCGAGUUCCUCAUUCCAAUUGAGUUUAUAUUGUGUAGGUUUCUUCGUCAUGAUCUGGAUUGCCACAGUCAUGUUCAAGUCCAAUGAUAUCUUGCGCAAGCAGACCGCUCUCAAGAUACUUGUCCGGCAAGCUGCUAUGGUGGUCAAGUGUGUGCUGCCUAGGAAAAUAGAUAUUUAGUUUUAGGUCAUUUCUUGUAAUUUCAGAUAUGGAGUGCUUGUCUUCAGUUUUUGUUUUUUACU
Molecule: messenger RNA, 586 nt
Organism: Triticum urartu
Lineage: Eukaryota; Viridiplantae; Streptophyta; Magnoliopsida; Poales; Poaceae
Source: RefSeq, a predicted model, not a curated record